GUUCGAGAAGCAUCUGGAUAACGCUCUCAGAGCACGCUCUGACUUUUGGAUGGUCCUGUGUGGUGCCGGCAUUCAGUCUGGAAGAUCCUUACUGGUCCCUUCCAACUCGGGAUGUUCUGUCGUUCUAUGGCUGCGCCUGUCCGCAGCACAGCCACAAGAUGGCGAUGUGCAGCCGCCGCCCGAGCGCAGCCCGCCCGAGCAGAACGCGCCCGCUCCCUCGGCAACCGCCACACGCGCUUCCUACCCGCCGGGCGCGGCGGCCAUGAGGGCAGCCAACAGCCAGCAGCCGGCGGGGGCGGCCGAGGAGGCGGACAGCGAUGGCCGCAGCGAGACGGCGGGAGGCGGGCAGCCCCGGAAGAACAUUCUGUACGUUGAGCCGUGUAAGAGAGUUAAAGAGAUCCUUGAAGAAGAGCUCUGUUUUUGGAAAGAAGAAUGCCACAUUAGGCAUCCAGCUGCAGCAGCUCUGAAAGGAAUUUGGAGUGUGAAAAAGAAUUUCUCCAUCAGAGGCCUGCAGCCAGCAUCGCAGAACAGAAAUGGCUUACUUUUACAACCUCAGUUCUACUCAAGGCAUGUAGGAAUGAAAAUUUUCUCUGUUGCAGAGUGAUUCUAAAUUCCAGCAGAAGAUCAUAACGUAGUUGAGGAAAUGCCUUAACUUUUCUUAACAUGCAUUGAGCUCAGCAAUUCCUGGGCCAAGAGUUUGUGAUUCGGUUAUCAAGGUCAACUUAAUAAAAGUUUAACAUAAAUAAGCCUGCGGUGUCGCUAUUUAUGUAAGAGCUAUUAUAGAGGCUGCCUGGAACCUAAAAUAGCCUAUCACUGAACUCCCACUUGCAACAGUUACUAAAGUCAGGUGAGGUGAUA
This is a messenger RNA of Lagopus muta (rock ptarmigan), 858 nucleotides long. RefSeq names its product chromosome 1 C11orf97 homolog (gene C1H11orf97). The transcript has 4 exons. Gene Ontology annotation, cellular component: ciliary base. Bases 50 to 604 code for a protein of 184 amino acids. NCBI's taxonomy places the organism in Eukaryota, Metazoa, Chordata, Aves, Galliformes, Phasianidae. The record is from RefSeq and is a predicted model, not a curated record.